GUAAGAAGACAGUUCACAUUUGCAAAAGUCUCUCGCAGAAAGGCCAUGGUGCGGCUCCGUUGUCGAUUUGCCUGCAAACAGAAGCGGGAGUCAAACCUGGGGGAAGAAAAGGCUGGGUGUUGGCCCACAAGAGGUACUAUGCUAAAGACUCUUAAGCAGGGAAUCUGGGACCACCCUAAUCCAAAUGGGGCAAGGGACAACAAAAGUGGUGGGUCUUCAUCUUGUGGAACAAGUCACCAUAAACUCAGCCAAAACCAGGACUUGGAACUGAAGUAUAAUUCUCCUUAACGCCAGAUAUAUCUCCUCCCUGCUUCCAUAUGGUUUAGCAUUACACCGAACCAAGCCAGCAUAAAGAUUAAAGCUAUGAAACUUAUUUCAGAGUGACUGCAAACAUGGAUACUACAGAGCCCUUUAAUCAAGCAGGAGGAAGCAGCAAUGACUAUAAGUACUGGGGGAAAAUGUUGUUAGUAGUAGUAAAGAAGGUUUUUGGACUUCCGGGAAGGGUGACUUCGCUUGUGCCUGCUUUUGAGACGGGCUCCCACCGCAGAAGAAGCUUAUUCAGAUAUAAAUCAGUCAGAACAUUUUUUUUUUGACUGAUGAAAUUUCUCCCGGGCAGGGAGAAACGUAGAGAUCAACCUCAAAAGCCUGUUUUUGUUGGGAGGACUGGAUUUCAUUAAUUUAUGAGAAAAGGUCCAGCCAGCAAUGCCGGACGGACUUCCGAACAAGCUCUAUCUGAUUAAUGCGAUACGUUUAUCUUUUCUUCAAAGAGAAAACGGACUAACAGGCAAGCACCCUUCUUUCUAUUCUUUUUUUUACUUGGUUUAAAUUGUUGCAGCAAAAAGAGAUUUGUCAAAUGAAUCAGCUUUAAAGAACUUCUGGGUGAGCUAUAACUCUUCUCUGUUAUUCACGAAAUUAACAGCUUAUCUCUGUUUCUAUUGCAAAAAGCUGUCCUGGAAGUGCAUUCUAAAGAUAUAAACAGAAGAGGGAUUUCUAUUCCGAGGAACAUUAUAUUGUCUGGGACUAUUCUCUUUUUGGUCUAUUUUAUUUUGACGAAUCUGCUUCUUCACGACGCCACUAACUGUUUUGAUGCUGGGAACUAAAUUUGUUUUGUAUUCUUGAACAUAGAGAGAUAAGGCAGGCUGCUCUGUUUAUACUGUGAUGUCAUAAAGCCUGGAAUAUUAACCCAAUUGUUGCUGAAAUAAGAAGUGGUUCUUCUUUAUUUUUGUUUUGUUUUGUUCUCAUGGUUUUAAAAAUGGCAAUCAAGAAAGUGGCUGAGAAUCUGGAAGUAAUUAUGUUUCAGAAAAUAAUGGAUGAGAUUGAGAUAACGAAACAAACCCUGCGACAGGGCAGUAAGGAGCUGAAAAUGGAACUGAGCAAAAUGACGCAGGAGCUUAAAGAAAUAGGGGAUCCUGUGAGAGAGGAGAAUGAGAUCAGAGAUGAGAAAAGAAAAAAUAAAGGGAAGAUACAAGCCCUGGAGAUUGGAACAAAUGUGGAAUUGGAAAAAGAUCUGGAGUUUAUGGAUAUUAGAAAUAAAAUCUACUGUUUGGAAUUUAACGUUAUCUCUGAAGAAAUUAAUGAAGAUAUUAGAGAUAAAGUUAUCAAUGGCUUGGAUAAUCUUCUGGACUGGAAUGAUGUGAUGCAGCUUGAUAUAGAGAAAAUCUAUGGAAUUAACUGCAGCCAUGUGACAAUGGAAAAACUCUCAAGAGAUGAGCCAGUGCAUUCUGUAAAAAAGAAGAACAGAGAUAUGACUUUACAACAAUAUUUCAGCAACUUAUUCAGAAUUGAUGGCAAGAAAAUAUUUGGGAUAGAGGAAAUUCCCAUCAGACUCUUAUUAUAUGACUAUGGCUAUGACAGCAAGAUUAUUAUGGAAUACUGAUAAUGGAAGAUUGGACACUGAAAUUACUGGACUUAACAGGACUAUUGAAGAUGGAAGAUGGAAUUAAUAUGGAUAAUGGAAUAAUGGCUAUUGAAGUUAUUGGACCUAACAGAUUUUGAUGAGAUGGAUUAAUCGAUAUGUUUAUUUGGACUAUGGUUAUGACAAUAAGAUUAUUAUUAUUAUUAACGAGAUGGAUUAAUCGACAUGUUUAUUUGGAGAAAAAUUGAUAGAUAUAUUUCUUAAAGAAUUGAAACCUCUCCUUGACUUUUUGUGGAAAGAAUAAAGUAAUGUUUAUGAGAUUUGAUGAUUAAUUAAGAGAACUACUGGAGGAAAGUGAUUUUAUAAUAUAAUUUAAGAGACAGGAUUGUUAUAUAUUGUAGACCUAUAACUGAUUUGAUCUGUGACAAAU
This is a messenger RNA of Rhineura floridana, 2285 nucleotides long. RefSeq lists its product as uncharacterized. The record is from RefSeq and is a predicted model, not a curated record. NCBI's taxonomy places the organism in Eukaryota, Metazoa, Chordata, Lepidosauria, Squamata, Rhineuridae. The transcript is spliced from 2 exons. The coding region runs from base 1241 to 1876 and encodes 211 amino acids.